This is a messenger RNA of Trichogramma pretiosum, 4369 nucleotides long. Its product is annotated as homeobox protein abdominal-A homolog. The coding region runs from base 748 to 1989 and encodes 413 amino acids. Gene Ontology annotation, biological process: anterior/posterior pattern specification; negative regulation of transcription by RNA polymerase II. Gene Ontology annotation, molecular function: RNA polymerase II cis-regulatory region sequence-specific DNA binding; DNA-binding transcription factor activity, RNA polymerase II-specific. Gene Ontology annotation, cellular component: nucleus. Lineage: Eukaryota; Metazoa; Arthropoda; Insecta; Hymenoptera; Trichogrammatidae. The record is from RefSeq and is a predicted model, not a curated record. The transcript is spliced from 3 exons.
CAGACAGCCAAGCGGCCAAGGCUCUAUAACCCCGUGGUGCAUGGCCCAUAAAGGAUUCGACGACUAUACCGAGAAGUACGUCGCGCCACCACUGCAAUUCGUGAGUCGGACCUUCUAAUCGAGCACCUGCGCCACCCGAAAGUAUCCUCUCUCGCUCUCGCGAAUUUCUCUGCCAUAUAUUCUCCAAGCAUCGGAGCUUCUACUACUUGUCGCGCACAUUCAAAACUGCCGUUUUCUCUCUUGCUCGCGCGCGACAUAUCCAUUCCCGUUGAUGUAAUUUCGCAGUCGGCGUUGGCGGGUCAGCUGUGUGCGAUACUGCGGUGCCGUCUUCGAGCCUACAUACGUACCAUACGCGCGUUGUUUUUUUUUUGUUGACGCCUCGUAUCCCCGCGCUGUAAUUCGAUUCAGUUCAUCAUGUGUGUUCGACAGAGCAAUAUCGACAUGAGCAAGAGCGCUCCGUCGCUAAAAAGUGAUAUUAUCCAGGACUUGCAGUGAUUUUGUUGUUGUUGUUGUUGUUAACGACAUUGGGAAGACUCUCGACGUGGUUAUCUGCAUUCGCAGCUCAGUAAUCAACGAAAAAGUGCGCGAAGUUUCUCGUGUUUGUUUUAUCAUUUUUGCAAAGUUUUGAUUUGCAAAAUCGUUCAUUUGUUGUUUGAGUGCAUUGUUUAUACGACAAAGAGGCAUCGAAGACAUUGAAGACGAUUGAAGACAUUGCAAAGUGUGUACCGGGUAGCGCCUAUUCGCGCUAUGAGUUCGAAAUUCAUAAUCGAUAGCAUGCUACCGAAGUACCACCAUCCGUCUCAUUAUCAGUUGUUCCCCACAGCGGCUAGUAGUCACCAGGCGGCCUGUUCGGCAGCGGCAGCGGCAGUAGCCUCAGAGUCCAGUCUCAGCAACGCCGUAGCUGCAGCAGCGGCGGCCAAUUACGCGCAGCACCAGCAGCAGCAACAAAGCUCGCCAAGCCCAACGGGCUCGAGCCCGCACUCGGCAAGCUCGGCCUCGACCUCACCGGCGGCCCGCGUCACCUCGGCCCAAAACACCUCGAGCAGCAGCGGCAGCAGCAUGUAUCCCUACGUCUCGGCCGCGGCCCACCACCAUCAUCAGCAGCAGCAGCAGGCCGUGGCCGCGGCCGCGGCCUUCGGGACCUCGAGCAUGGUUCCGGGCUUCGGCUCCUCGGCCGCGUCGAACGCUGCCCUCGCCGCGGCUGCGGCCGUCGACUCCGCAGCCAACGAUAAAUCCUGCAGGUACACGGCUAGUUUAACGGGCAACGUCGCGCCCACCAGUAGCGAUCCCAUGGUCAACUAUACCCUGGGCCAUCACCAUCAGAACGGAACGACACCCGGUAGUUUGGUGUCGUCGGCGCCGUCCUCGGUUUCGGCGGCCUCGGGACUAACGUCAAUAUCCAAUAUGGCCGUAGCAGCGCAGUUUUACCAUCAAGCAACGGCGGCCGCUGGUGUUGAUCCAUUAGGCUCAUGUCAACAACCCAGUAGUGUGCUUCCAGGAACACCUGAAAUCGCACGCUACCCAUGGAUGACCAUAGACUGGAUGAAUCCUUUCGACAGAGUUAUGUGUGCAGGUCCCAAUGGUUGUCCACGGCGUCGGGGUCGUCAAACGUACACACGCUUCCAGACGCUCGAGCUGGAAAAAGAAUUCCACUUCAACCACUACCUAACGCGACGGCGGCGAAUCGAAAUCGCUCACGCUCUCUGCCUCUCGGAGCGCCAGAUCAAAAUCUGGUUUCAAAAUCGAAGAAUGAAGCUGAAAAAGGAGAUGCGAGCCGUGAAAGAGAUCAACGAGCAGGCGCGACGCGAUCGCGAGGAGCAAGAGCAACAGCUGAAGAAGCAACAGAGCGAGAAGGCCGCCAAGCUGCAGCAGGAGCAGCAGCAGAACAUUCUGCAGCAACAGCACGUCCAGGUGCAGCAUCACGCUCACGGCCUCGACAAGACCCAGAGCGAUCUGCUCAAAGCCGUGAGUAAGGGUGUGCCCACAUAGGACAGCCUUUUGGGCCGCCUCUACCUGUCCUAGGUGUCGUGGACCGAGCUCGAGUCGCACCAAGCCGCACUGGCCCGACAAUUAGCCGCCGCCGCCGCCGUCGCCGCUAGUGUACAAGCUCAACAACCCGAUGCCGCACGACUACGUACUUACAUGGAGGCUGCUCAAGAGACCCGCAAAAAUCCCGAUCAGGACGUCGAGGACGACGACGUUGAUGCCCGAGAGGACGAGGAUGAAACCAAACAAACCGACGACAGCAACGAUCCCUAGUUAUUGCGAAUGUGUGUCACAUCUACUCGACUUUUAGGUUAUGCUCAACGAACUUUGUUUUAUUUUUGUUUUGUAUUUUUUAAAUGCGUGCCAUCGAUGAUAUAGAAGAAUCAGCCGCGCGCGCGCUCGAUUACUCGUCAAGGACAUUGUUGACUUUCGGUCUGUGUCGUGUUUAUCGUGGAUUUACUACAAGACUGCAGCAGUUUUUAACAGCUUACUAUUUCGGAGCACGUUAUGAUAAUUUUACCGCGGAGUUUUAUCGUUUAAUAAAAAAUGUGCAGUGAUGAAAAGAUUAAUGACUCGAAGUAACAAGUGAAUUGCAUUCAGUGUUAAUCUUAAUUGAAACAAGAAAGAAGAUGAAAUUAAUUAGGAAAGACUUAUUCAGUUGUACAUUUAUAGUUUAGUUGUAGAAUUAGUUAGUUUGCUCCGUUUCCCUCCGACCUAGCAAUGUUGAUUUUGUGUGAUGUUAUACAAAGUAUGAAAUGAUAUUUAGAGUUUUAUUGUGUUCAAGUUAUGUCAGUUGUGCUCAAAGUCUUAUUUGAACUGAAAAAUUUGUACAUGAAGAUAAUGAGGGCUGUAAGAAUUUAAAAUAUUUACUUUGGCUUAUUUUUUUAUGAUUUUUUUUUCAAGUUUGAUGAAUGCCUUCAACAUUUUUUUUAAAUGAGUUGUUUUUAUUUGUGUACAUUAUGAAGAUGUCGAUAUUUUCUGUGUUAUGCCUAAAAUUUUCAUUACGUUUCUGUUUGCAUCAAUAUAAAUUUUUGUAAAUCGUACUUACAAAGCAACGAAAAAUGAAUUAAUCGUAAAAUUCUACUUUCAUCUAUAAAAUUUACUCCGUCGUGGAUUCGAAUUUUCAAAUAUAAUGAUAAAGAUGAACGUGAAAUCAGAUACGUACAGAGAGCAAAAGAUAAAUAAUAAUCAUACGAGUCUCGCUCUAAAUGUAUUAAAUACGUAAUUUGGUGUCAGGGUAGACCUUCAGUAAGCCUAAAGCCUGUUGUUGGUAUUACUUAAUUAGUAAACGCGUAAAAAAUCGAAUUGGAAAACAAGACUCGAUAGUGAACAGAAUGAACAUUUGUGUUAGAGCAUAAUUAGAAAUGAUAAUAGAUGCGCAUUUUGAAGAUUGCGAGGUAAAAUUUAUUGUCCAAUAUAACCGCAAAUACGUAAAAUUUAAAAAUAUUGAUAAACAAUAAAGAAUAUAGUGUUAAUGAGAAACAAGAUUAGUUGGAUUGAGCUUUUAGAGAAAAAAUACAUUUUAUUGAUUAAGUUUUCAUUUCUGAUUAAUUUUUCAAUAAUUUAAUUAUUUAUAUUUUUAAUUGUUUUGAAUAUUUUUUAUCAAAAUUAGACAAUAAAAAGUAAGAAGUCGUAAAAAGUACUAACCAAAGUUAUUUCUCUGCUGCUCAAUUUGAUUUUCUUAUCAUAAAUUUUCAAAAAAUACUCGUAAUUUUAUUGAAUAAUAAUUACAUUUGUGAAAUCAAAUGAUAUUAAUAAAAAAUAAUUUAAUAUACGUAUGUAAUAAAUUACGGGAAAAAACAUUCAAUCAACACAUUCUAACAAAAAACGGCAGAAGUGCAAAAAAAUUGUGCAAAAAUGGAUAAAUGACAAUGUCUUAAAAAUUAUAAUCUACAUAUAAAAUAAGAUGAACCAGAUAAACACCCUUUCAAGCUAUCGUAGAAUAAUUCUAACUAUGGCAAAUAUGGAUAAUUUUUUUCAUUGUUAGUCACUUAGUAAAGUACUAUUAACAAUCAAUAGACUUUAUGAAAGUGAUAAAACAAGUCCACUCCAAAAGAAAGUGAAAAAGGAAACUUACACUCAUACUCAGUUAAAAAUACGUGUAUCUAUUAUAAUAUUCCUAGUGUGUAGUUUGUAAUGCUGUAAUAAUAGAAUAAAUGUACGAGAGGAAGAAAGACUAACCUCCGAGGCGCCAAAAUUAAUUUAACUUAUCACCCCUAUGAUUUUUAACAUAAGAAAGCAUUGCAAUGCUGCAAAAAAUUUGAACCCGUCUGUAGAUUGAAAAUGACACAUGAUAAUUUAAAAAACGUAUCCACAGUUUUAUUAUAAUUAAAACUCGUAUACGCCGCGUGAAAUUGUAAUGAGUAUUAGAUGUGCACGUAUA